GAGCAGAUUCUGACGGACUCGUCACGCUCGGAUGAAUCAUCGGAGCAGGACUUCACUGAGGAGCACUUGCACUCACCGAAUGCCGGUGUAAUUCUCCGUUCGUGGCUCGCCAAGGCGCGUGUCGCGGUAGCGAGCAAACCAGCGCCUCUCCCACGAGUAUCGGAUAAGUGGUUGACUCAUCAACAGCGGGCUGUAUAUUCGGAUAGCGAGAGUUCUCCAGCCUCUUCGCAACGUGAAAGGAUACCUGCCAGCGUUGUUGAGUAUGGUGGAGAUGAUGACUUGAUCCAUGGAGUCACUGAUGCCUAAUGAAUGAGCUACUAAAUUUC
Messenger RNA from Perkinsus marinus ATCC 50983, 326 nucleotides. RefSeq lists its product as hypothetical. Lineage: Eukaryota; Perkinsozoa; Perkinsida; Perkinsidae. The record is from RefSeq and is a predicted model, not a curated record. The transcript is spliced from 2 exons. The annotation marks the transcript as partial.